Messenger RNA from Moneuplotes crassus, 1114 nucleotides. NCBI's taxonomy places the organism in Eukaryota, Ciliophora, Spirotrichea, Euplotida, Euplotidae. The record is from the annotation of a GenBank genome assembly.
UAUACAUUAGUACUUAUUUAUGUGAACCACUUUCUUCGGAUACUUUGUUAAGACCGGAAAAUCUAAGGAUGGAGUUAUGAAGCUCCUUGUAGCCUUCAAUAGAGAAGAGUAUAUUGACAGAGAGGCUGAAGUAGUUGAGAGAUAUGGUGAUAUUAUAUGCGGCAAAGACAAAAAGACUGGCAAUUCCUGGAUGGCCUACAACACUAGGACUAAAAGAAUCGCAAUCCUUACUAAUUACAGAGAUAAGAGGGAUAUUAAGAGCUCAAAGGGUAAAGAGAAAACUGAUGACGUAAAACCUAAAAAGCAUCUCUUCAGAGGCGCCCUUGUUAUGGAUUGGGUGUCAACUGACAUUAACAAGGAGGAUUAUUCAGAUAAAAUCUUUGAAAACCUAAAUGAGUACAAAGGAUUUAACCUCGUUUAUGGGCAAGUUGAUGAAGAAUCAACCCAAGACAGUCUUAGCCUAGUUAUAGAAGACGAUUGCGAAAGCAGCUUUCUAUACCAUAUUAGUAACUUUAACUCGAAAAUUUUAGAAACAAUGAAGCCUCUUUAUCUCAAGCCAGGAGUGAUCUAUGGGAUGUCGAAUGGUAAUAUAUCAGAGUGGCCAAAAGUUCAUCUGGGCACAAAGCUGAUUUCUGAAAGUUUAGAAAAAUUUCAUUAUUUUUCUACUACUUCAAAAAUAUCUCAUUCAUCAAACGGUGAACGAGUCGAUGGGACUAAAGUAAGCACGUUAAAGGAUUUUGAUAGUCUUUACAAAUACAGUAAAUAUUGCAUCGAUGAAGUCAUGUCCAAUACUCAAAAGCCAAGUCUUUGGAGCGUCCCCAAAACCGAUUGCUCCUUUCUCUUGGAGUGGAGUCUAAGUUCUAUAUUUGUUAAAGGUAAAUAUGGGAGAAAAAUCUGAACGGUAUCGACUCAAGUCUUGCUUAUUGACGAAUCAGAUCAAGGAGUAUUCAGAGAAAGAUUUUAUGAAUUUAACCACAGUGCUCUAAAAUCUUUCCUUUGAUGUUCCACCACUGAAUUCUCUGAUAAAACCCUAACAUUCUAAACCUCAGCAAGCCUGAAAUGCAAUAAUGUUAAAAUUCCUUAACCGUAUCAAUAUAACUCAACAAGAGAGUCA